AUGACGGAUGAACAACAACACAUCAGAGGUGGCAUCUGGACCCAGGAAUUUUGGACUCUAAAUCCAACAGGCUCCCCCCAUGGCAGCCCAAAGAAAAAAUGUAAGUCCAGCGGUUCACUCGUAGCAACCCAUGACUACUACCGAAGGCGUCUGGGUUCCACUUCCAGCAACAGCUCCUGUGGAAAUGCUGAGUAUUCUGGGGAGGUGAUCCCCCAUCAUCCUGGUCUUCCCAAAUCAGACCCAGGCCACUGGUGGGCAAGCUUCUUCUUCGGGAAGUCGAGUCAUCCAUUCAUAACAACUGUAUUGGAAUCCCCAGAGCACUCAGGAACUUUCCAGGUUGCUCAUGGCAUGAUCACCUGUGACCUGGCUCAGGAGGCCAUGAGGAAGCGGCAUGUCAGCGAGCCCAGCAAGACCAGCACUGGCCCUUCUGCAUGA
Molecule: messenger RNA, 435 nt
Organism: Phascolarctos cinereus (koala)
Lineage: Eukaryota; Metazoa; Chordata; Mammalia; Diprotodontia; Phascolarctidae
Source: RefSeq, a predicted model, not a curated record